This is a messenger RNA of Dendrobium catenatum, 1600 nucleotides long. Its product is annotated as aspartyl protease family protein At5g10770-like. The record is from RefSeq and is a predicted model, not a curated record. Lineage: Eukaryota; Viridiplantae; Streptophyta; Magnoliopsida; Asparagales; Orchidaceae. The transcript has 2 exons. The coding region runs from base 49 to 1455 and encodes 468 amino acids. Gene Ontology annotation, molecular function: aspartic-type endopeptidase activity. Gene Ontology annotation, biological process: proteolysis.
ACUUACUCCUUCAAGUCUUCCAAAGCAGAGCUUCGAAGGUCUAUUCUAAUGGCGUCUUCUUCUUCUUCUCUGCUCAUCUUUUAUAUAUUCCUCAAUCUCUUCUUCUUUUUGCUGCUAGUAGAGAAGAUUUCUCUGGUAUCAGCACGAGGGCUUGUCGGAGAACACCAUAUCAUCGACGUCAAGUCACUGCUGCCGAGCAGCAACUGCUCUGUGCCCGAUAAAGGCACGAGAGCUUCCAAGCUCAAGUUGGUCCACCGGCAUGGCCCGUGCUCAUCCUUGGCACGUCAGGACAAUCCGUCCCAUGUGGAGCUCCUCCAGCAGGACCAAUCUCGUGUCGACUCCAUCAACCGUCGGGCCGCCACCAAUGCUGCCAGCCUCAACCCUGUUGGCGAUUCUCUUUCCGCAAGAGUUCCGGCAAACACCGGCGCUGCUCUUGGUACGGGCAACUAUAUCGUCAACAUAGGCCUAGGCACCCCUAGCAAGUCCUUUUCAGUUGUGUUCGACACCGGCAGCGAUCUCACUUGGACCCAAUGUGUUCCUUGCGAUAACUGCUACACCCAAAAAGACCCUAUUUAUGACCCAACCCAAUCCUCUACCUUCACCAACAUCUCUUGCAACUCCAACUAUUGUACACAACUCGAUCAAUCAAGUUGCUCGUCUACCUCUACAUGUCUCUACCAGGUACAAUACGGUGACAAUUCUCAAACUCAAGGCUCCCUCAUUCAAGACACCUUAACAUUCUCCUCUGAUAAUAUACCCAACUUCCGCUACGGCUGCGGCCAUGACAACAGUGGCCUAUUCGGGAAGUCAGAUGGGUUAUUAGGCCUCGGCCGGGAACCCGUUUCAAUUAUUUCCCAAACAGCUCAAUUGUAUGGCAAGGUAUUCUCAUAUUGUAUACCAUCAAAGUCCAGCUAUGCUGGAUAUCUCGCACUUGGUAGCUCCGCCACUAGUGUUCAGUAUACACCGAUGUUAACCAACCCAAAUCUGCCAUCCUUCUACUUCCUCAAGCUCGUUGCCAUCUCUGUUGGGGGUCAAAGGCUCGCUCUUUCACCCACAGUGUUCAGCUCCCCUGGAACCUUGUUGGACUCCGGCACAGUGAUUAGUCGAUUGCCACCUACUGCCUACUCUGCCCUCCGCAGCAGUUUCCGGCAGUACAUGACCAAUUACCCGACGGCGCCAGCACUGUCCAUACUCGACACAUGCUAUGACUUCACUAACUACCAGACGGUGAAGGUGCCAUCAAUUGCGUUGCUCUUUGAUGGCGGAGUGACUGCUAAUGUAGAUUUCACGGGGAUACUUUAUGUGGCAAGUAUAUCUCAAGCGUGCUUAGCCUUCGCUGGAAAUAAUGAUGCUAGUGAUAUUGUGAUCAUUGGUAAUGUGCAACAACGCAGGUUCAAUGUAGUGUAUGAUGUGGGGAACUUAAAAAUUGGCUUUGGGGCUAAUGGUUGUAGCUAGAAUGAAUAGGUUUCGUCAUAUUUGUUAUAUAAUUGACGCAUGUGGGACAGUUAAUGUAGUCAUGAAAAAUAAAGUUUAAUUGCAUCCAAAUUUUAUGAAAUAAUAAAAUAUCAAAUGAAGAUAACUUUAUAUGUGUUGAUGAAAA